Molecule: messenger RNA, 901 nt
Organism: Lolium rigidum
Lineage: Eukaryota; Viridiplantae; Streptophyta; Magnoliopsida; Poales; Poaceae
Product: U11/U12 small nuclear ribonucleoprotein 31 kDa protein-like
Exons: 1
Coding region: 7-795 (262 amino acids)
Biological process (GO): mRNA splicing, via spliceosome
Cellular component (GO): U12-type spliceosomal complex
Molecular function (GO): RNA binding; zinc ion binding
Source: RefSeq, a predicted model, not a curated record
CUAACAAUGUCUCGCCGGCGGCGGCAGGGCUCCGACUCCGACGGCGAGGACGACAGCUUCCUCUACCGCUACCCGCUGCCCACCUCCGCCGCCGCCGGCGCUUCCGGCGCCCACGGAGGGGGCGGCAAGCCCGGCAGGGGCGGCGGCAGCGGCUCGGGCGGGCUCGCGCCGUCCAAGUCCACGGUGUACGUCUCCAACCUGGACUUCGCGCUCACCAACUCCGACCUGCACACCCUCUUCUCCCGCUUCGGCAAGGUCGCCCGCGUCACCGUCCUCAAGGACCGCGCCUCCCGCCGCAGCAAGGGCGUCGCCUUCGUCCUCUUCGUCCGCCGGGAGGACGCCGCCGCCGCCGCCGCCGGGAUGCACGGCAAGCUGCUCAACGGCCGCACCCUCGCCGCCUCCAUCGCCGAGGACAACGGCCGCGCCGCGCAGUUCAUCCGCCGCCGCGAGUACCGCGACAAGUCCCACUGCUACGAGUGCGGCGGGGAGGGCCACCUCUCCUACGAGUGCCCCCGCAACCAGCUCGGGCCCCGCGACAGGCCGCCGCCCUCUAAGAAGUCGCGCCGUGGCGCCGGCGCCGGACGCGGGGGCGGUGGCGGCGAACGAGACGGGCCCUCCUGGCAGUCGGACGAUGACGACGGCGUCGCCGCGGCCUUCGAGGACGACAGGUGGGCGUCGGUGGUGGACACGAGGGGAGAGGAGGAGAAGGCGGCCGAGAAGACGGCCGAGAAGGCGGCGAGGAAGGAGAAGCGGAAAGGCUACUUCAGUGACGAGAGCGACGAGGAUGCUGACUGAGUUUCUUCAGACUGUGGUUUCUAGCCUUCUUGUGAGAUAGUGUCUUCUGUAUCCCAGUUUCCAUGGAUUUUUAUCAGUUGAUCAAUGAAUAAUUUCAUGUUGCAAA